AUGUGGGGAAAAAGCAGAAACCCCAAGGCAAAGGCCGCAGACAAGCAGCCCAAACAGCCGAAGUCAGGUGGCCAACUGGCCCUUGCUGCGGUGCAAGAACAGCUGGAAGCGGGCACCACGCAGUCGCUGGGCAGCGUUGUGCCUGCUCCAGUCCCGCAGCUGGCAGCAGCAGUGGCAGUCGACGGGCAUGACCUGUCCCAGUUCAGCGAGAUCAUACUGUCGCUGGAACUUCCGGACACCUACGUGUUGAAGGUCUGCAGCUUGUGCGGUCAGACUUCCUUGGAUCCCAAUCCUUUCGAAGGGCACGCGGAUUGCAAGGCUUGGCAAGGGACACUUCUGUGUCCCCGAGGGGUCUUCUGCCGAGUGUGUUACUACGUGUUUGCGCACGGUGGGUUUGGCACCCUCUACCCGAAUAUCCGGGACUACGUCAAGCACGUCAACGCAACUCCGCAGGAUCAUGCCGAGUUUCGCGAGAGCCGCGAAAAGUACAUCGUGAUGAAGCUCCAGCAGCCGUCGUUGAUGCUGCGCAAUCGCAUAAUCACCUCGCGCAUGUUUCGCAGUAAGGAGGUCAAGGGUGUGCUCGUCACCAGAGACGAAGAUGAAGGAAUGUAUGGGUUGGAUGUUACGGAGGAAACCUCGGCGGUCAUGCAGUGUGCCAUGGCAGAGGUGCAACUCCGCGAAGGUCAGGCGGAAGAGACCUUCGACUUGUUGUCCCGCAGCGUGGUCGGCAGCCAUCUCUAUAGCGAUGGCUCAAAGGGCAAUGGGCCAAUGAUCUUGAUGCCGGCGAUUGAGCCCGGUGCCGGUUCGAGUGAUGUCGACACUGCGAAAGCCAGGGGCAGUUUGCUGAGCAGUUUUCGCUUGGUUUCCAGCAAAGCCAUCCAGGAUCGAGAUGCUGCCGGCGGCCAGGCCCAGCCGUCGGGUGCGGACCAGUCGGAUGCGGCAGUGAAGCCUGCAACGGUGGAGCAAGCGCCGCCGACCGCAGCAAGGGCUUCAGUUGGGAAGCGCAGCGCUGAUGAUAUGCAAACGGCUGACGAGGCUUUGUUGCUGAGUAUGCAAGCUGAUCUGGCAAGCAUCUGCGACACGUCGGCCCUGGAGUGCAGGACUGAAGAAAAGCUUAUGGAGUAUGCAGCUGAGCAAGCCAAGAAAGCAGCAAACGUCCAUACAAAGUCCAUCGGUCGGGUGAGCCAGAUUAAAUGUCGCAAGACGAAGCAGGAUACGGUAUUUCAGGAGCAAUCAGACGUUGGAACGCAACUCCAGCAAGCCGCCGAAACCGCCCGAGCUUUCCAGAAGUUCUUCAACGAGCUUGCCUCCAACAACCCGUGCUCUGUGGAACUCACUGGCAUCUUCAAGAUCUUGGAAGAAGUUGGCUACAAGUUCGCCGGCACUGCCGUUGACAAGAUGUGUAGGGCAUGCAUUUUUGAGGACAUGAAGUUCGGCAGGUGGGGAGUUGUAGCUCAGUAUUUCACGGACAAGUCCGAUGUAGGCAAGCGAAUGAAUGAGGACUGUGCGGAUCAGUUGUUGGGUCAAGUGUUUCAGCGCCUUCUUGUGCGCUUGCCUGUGCUUGGUAAAAGCUUGCUGAGCACGGCAAUGCGAAUAUUCUCUGGCCAGGAGACGGAUCUUGCGCACGAUGCGCUGGCAGCCGUCAACGCCAUCGAGACGGCAAGCGCUGCAUUCUGGCUGAAGCGAGCCAAGGAUCAGCUCCACUUGAAGAAGCUGAGCGUUGCCAAAGAAGGCAUCCAGGUCGCGGCUGAAGGGCUCGGAAAGCCUAUUACGGAGUCGGAGGCAAACCUUGCCGAGAGAAUUCCCAACGCCAAGGGCUACUGGGAUGACCUCGUCGAGGCGGAUAAAGCCGAGCCGAAGGCUUCCGACAUUGCCAAGUCCUUGAAGGCUGUUUGGCUCAGGGUUGCAAAGAGCUUGGUCAGAGAUCAUCUAUGCCGUGAGUUCGUGCCACACCUCAUAUCAGUGGCCCGUGACAUUGAGAGCCUGAACCAGAUCCGUGAUGAGCCGGGCUGGGAGAUCAUGCUGCUCCGCGAUGCAUUCAGUGCAGCAGCCGGCGACGACACAUCGUCUCCCUUCCAGCUUCACGACUUCUUGGCUUCUUUGUGCAAGGCUUCCGCUUCGUGGCGAGCGGUGGAGCAGACUGAGAGUGAAUAG
Molecule: messenger RNA, 2154 nt
Organism: Symbiodinium sp. CCMP2592
Lineage: Eukaryota; Dinophyceae; Suessiales; Symbiodiniaceae
Source: the annotation of a GenBank genome assembly